UAAUAUCAUCAUUAUAACAGAAUACUACAGCUUAUAUGUAAAUAUCAUGUCGCUGAAUUCUUCCUUAAUUUGAAAAAAGACAGAUAAAUGACAUGAAAAAAAUAUUUUCUAUAUUUUAAGUUGUCUAAGGGCGACUUAAAAAACGCCCCUGCCAGACAACUUUAUGCAUAUACUGUAUGUAUAAAGUUGUCAUAUAUGUAUAAAGUUGUCAACUUUAUACAUACAUAUGUAUAAAGUUGUCUGGUAGGGACAUGUUUGUUAUUGUGUUAUUUCUUUUUUGUUUCCUUUUUCAUUCUCCUUUUUUAAAAAAUCAUAUUUUUACUUCCCAGUGCCCAAGUAACUACAGUAAAUACACCACUUGUACACAGUAGAGUGGGUUAACAGGUCUUGAGGAGUACUAUGACAUGAAAUAGUUGCAUAGAGCCUUUUGCCUUUAGUGAUGUCACAUUAUGGGUAAUGUAGGCACAAUGUGUUGAAAAGGAGAAAUAAUGUGUUAAAUAAAAGUUUCCAUCUCUGAUUCACUUUAUUCAAAUCAGCACAACAUAAUUUCUUUCACUUUCUGUCAUCUCUUCAUGUGUAUCCUGAUUUAAAUGCCUGCUUCUACCUUUUCUUGGUUGAUGUAUUUACGUUCAUUUAUGUUCAUAUUUUUUUUUAUCGUGUCUGUGCCUUUAAAUAAACUGAGUGUAACUGAGAACUCACAAAAUCAUUGUGUGUCAGCAAACUUGGUCAACAGUUGAUUUGGCCUCUCUGGGCGUUCACACAACCACUGUGAAAUUUUUCCAAAUGACAUGCUGUUUAAUGCACUGUGACCUGCUCAGUGCUGUAGAAUACCAGUUUAACUGAAAUGCUUUGAACAACACCUCUGAAGAGUUUAACUAUGAAUACCACAGACAUAUAUUAAUGUCGCAUUAAAAGUAGACUUCACUCUAAAGAAAUUGGCAAAAUACAGAAAAUACAGCAUAUUAGGGUUUCACUGUAAUCCUGUAAAUAAAGGAACACCCUUAACAUUUUAUAACAUGGAAGGAAUUUACUGAAACAGGUUGUAAAAGCAUGUCCUCAGCAUGUUAGUCGUACACUACUGUCCUCUGGUGGGCUCUGUGGGAAAUACAGGAAUAACUCAUCUAGGCUGCAAAAUGUUGAAUUAAAGACCAGUGAACCAUCUUGCUAAACCAGUGUUUCAGUGGGACCCUCUGUCAGGCAUAUGUUAGAUGUUUUGCUGCUCCAGCAGACCUGAUUCAAAUGUAUGGGUUGUUGUCAGGCUUCAGCUGGUGGCUCAGUGGUUUGUAAUGCCACUAAAUCCCAAACACUGAGUAAAGAGGACUUGAAUCAGUUGUGACCAGACUCGUCAUGGUGGUGAUGUCCACUUCUACCAUCCAGUCUAUGUGAUGUAUGAGACUGAUCAUUUUAGCAGUCCCCACAUGGUUGUCAGCUAGGACACAUAGAUUAAUAUUCGAGCUUUAACAGACAAGGAGAGCAGCAUAUUUAUGAUGUGAUCAAGCUGUCAGUGCUCCGCAGGCUUUACUGAACAUGGGGUUUCACUUACUCUUAAGUUCUCAAGCUGUUGUACAGAGAGCAGGUGGCUUUAUGAAACAAUGCCACGGUCACUGUGAUGCUAUUAAUCUUUAACAUCAUUAGAGGAGAAGACAUCCACAGUGUCAUGUGAGAAACUGCACUUUACACUUUACCAGAGGAGACUGUCACACAACAUCAGACGAUGUGUUCACACACUCAAAGGAAGUCACGACUGCAUUCAGAAGGAUUUCUACAAGCUGACACAGGUUUAAAAUGUUAACCAGGUGGUUAAUGCUCACGGCAUUUCUGGCCGCCUCAGCCAAUCCAGAGAGAGCAGCUUUUACCGUUACACCAACCUGCAGGGUCAAAGGUCAUCCAGAGUUAGAGCUGACUUUAAACUGUGGAGACAGAGAGAACGCAGGUGUGGUCCAGUACUGGCACACCCCCUUUGGAGACCUCCAGAGUCCUGGUUCCCACAGUAAAUUGGACCCUGUCUUUAUGCACCAUGACGGGAGCCUGGUUCUCCACAACACCAGCACUCUCCACAGUGGCCUGUAUUACUGCCUCCUGCGGCACACAGAGGGAACAACGCUGUGGCCCUACCAGCUCCACGUCAGUCAUGACAAUAAGGAAUACAGCAAAUAUGAGCAGCACAGCAGCUGUGGUGCGUUCAGGUUCAGGAGGGAUGUCGGGUCUGAGGCAGAGAGGCAGGAAGGCAUCUCAGACGGGCAGUUUGCAGGAGCUGUGGCAGCUUCAGUGCUGCUGACAUUUGUGUUUGGCUUCAGCGCUGGAGCUCUGAGCAGGACGCAUGUUCUCAGGUGUUUAGGGGCAGUCACCACAAAGAUGCCGUCACCAUGGAAACGACGAUCCCGAGCUGACACACCAGACCAUGCUCCCACCGUCACCAUGACAACCCCGCCGGCCAUGUACGACAACCAGACCUUUGAGAUGGAACAAGUGGAGAUUUCAUCAACAAACUCACCUCCACCUCCAAAACCUCAGAGAAGCUUUAGGGACAAACGACGGGAGGAGCAGGAAACCACCACCUAUCUGGAGGGAUGUGACUACAAACAGGAGGAGGAGAGGGAAAAGGUGGAGGUGGCAGGAGGAAGUCUGGAGGAGAGGAAUAAUGGAAGUGUUGUAGAGGAGGAGGAAAGAGGAGAAGGUGGAGGGAGUCACACCGAAACAGAUGACGAAGAGAGCAGUGAGGAAGGAGAGAUGGAAAAUGGAGAGAGCAGGGAGGAAAUAACAAAAGAGAAAGAGGUGGAGGAGGAAGGAGAGCAGCAGAAUAAAAACAAGGAUGGAGAGUGGAGCAGAGGAGGUGAAGAGGUGGUGGAGAAAGGGAGCGAUGAGGACAGGGAAGAAGAGGAGGGGAAGAGGAAAGAGGAAGAUGGAGAGACAGGAAGUGACAAACAGGAAGACCCAGAACCAGCGACCUCCCCUCCCCGCCCGAGCCGUCGCAGCCGCGUCAUCCGCCUGUACCAGUAUGACGACGAUGGGCAGCGAUACUGCCACCUUCCAGACCCCACCCCUAACGAGCCAGGCCCCGCCCCCCGGCUCAAACAGCGCUCCCUCUCUCUGACACGCCUCAGCGCCAUCAUGACUGCUGCAUCAGCUGGGCCGCUGGACACAGAAGAGACAGGAAGGGAGGAGAGGACACACUUCCACAUGGAGAUAUGACGCACUGUUGAGGGGGGAAAAAGUCAGGAGUUUAAAAAGGGACAAUCCACCUGACAAAAACUUUGGAACAAGUUCCUGUUGUAUAAAAGUGUUUCUUCGAAGAAACAGAAGCUGUACAAAUCAGAAGCAGCCUGUCAUACUUUUAUUUCCUUUUUAUUACUGUGAAAACAUCUACAAACAAGACACAAAAUGGGAAAAAAUUAUUAUCAAGAAAACAUAAAUUCCACAGCUCUUCUCUCAGUUCUUUUUUUUUUGUUUGUUUUCUUAUUUUAAGAACUCUUCCUCCAAAUCAUUUUCUCCAAAUUAACACAAUAAAAACUCGACUCGGUGAGAGAAAGGCCUCCUGACCACAGUUGGCUGAUGAUGUACAGAGACAAUCUCUGAAGGGAUGUGGGUGUUCAAAGAGUCCGCAAGGAUGAUUCUGUAGUUUAUUAUUGAGUCGGUUGGAUGUGAAACUGCAGUUUUUUCCUUUUCAUGAAACGAUAAAGAGAUUCCUCCUGUGUCUGUGGCUUCACUUUUCUC
Acanthopagrus latus (yellowfin seabream) is the source of this 3714-nucleotide messenger RNA. RefSeq names its product GRB10-interacting GYF protein 2. The transcript is spliced from 4 exons. The record is from RefSeq and is a predicted model, not a curated record. NCBI's taxonomy places the organism in Eukaryota, Metazoa, Chordata, Actinopteri, Spariformes, Sparidae. Bases 1786 to 3192 code for a protein of 468 amino acids.